AUGGAGGCUCAGCAGUUCAUAGCAGCGACGCCACCAGUGCCCAAGCAGCUCGCCCCUCAGCAUCCGAAAUAUGCGGUACCUCCAGCGACGCCAGCUCAGCAGCAGGCCUAUCGCAAGGACACGCAGGCUCAGGUGGGGGCACUGUCAACGCUCAUCUUGGCCACACGCCGCAGCGGCGCGGAGGAUGCGGAUCCGGUCGAGGAGCUGAGUGCCAUCAAGCACGCGGGGGCGAGCUUGGAGCCGAUCGGAACAUGGAUCUCUUCGACCAGCAUCGACCUCGAGAAUGCCAAACUGGAGAUUGCCGGGCUGGAGCGCAAAAUCGAGGAGGCCAGCUCCGAGCGGGAAGUUUUUCUUCACGCCCAGCAGGGCCUGGAGGAUACCCUCUCGGAACUGAUGGACCAGGAGAAGGCAGAGCAGGCGCGGCGGGGGGCGGAAGCAGCGGCACAGGGAAUCACAGCCCCUCCCCCGCCGAGACCGCCAGCAGCAGCAGCGCCAGGCCCUGCAGCGUCACCAUCAGGUCCUGUGCGGAUGACCUUUCCGCCGCGAGCGCCCACGCCGCCGCCGCCGCCGUUCCUGCCCCCGUUUCAGGCGAACCCGAUCAGCGCGACGGGCAUGCAGACCAGCAGACCACGCUCGCGUUCCGCUCGCGUUCUUGAUGAAUCAUCAUCUCCAGGCCACCAAGGGCCAGGGCAAGGGAGUCGACCCGAACAUGGCUUGGCUUGCAAGUUCCCUUCAGGCCCCUCAGCUUCCACAUCGGCCCAGCCCGAGCCCGAAGAGGGGGGGGGUGCGCGACCGCGGAGGAGCCAAAACCGAAGUUGCAGGCAUCGGACGCAGCGAAGAAGAGCAACGAGGACGCCAUGGCGGACGCACGCUCCAGUGGCUCGAUCCCAGGCCUGUCACAGCCACCGACACCAAUAUGAGGCACUCUGA
This is a messenger RNA of Prorocentrum cordatum, 930 nucleotides long. Lineage: Eukaryota; Dinophyceae; Prorocentrales; Prorocentraceae. The record is from the annotation of a GenBank genome assembly.